CUCAGCAUCUUAUUAGCAACAAGGGAAAUUUCUCCAUUUUCUGCGCUGUCUACGGCGACACGGGCGCAAAUCUGGGAUUUUUAAAAAUUACUUAUCCUGCUUGCCAGGUCUUUUCGACCGUUUACCCAUUUUCUUCACUGAGACUGGACUUUGAUUGCGUCCUACGUCCAAUUUGAAAGGUACUCGUUGGCCAGGAGGUGUUUUAUUCUUGGGAAGAGGCUUGUUGGUCUUUGUUCUGUAUUGGGAUCUGUUGAGCUCUUUGUUGGAGUGAAAGCAUGGGAGCGCAAUUCUCUAAGACAGCUGGAAAAGCAGAGACCGCGGCUGAAAAACCCGGAGAAGCUGCAGCUUCACCAUCUAAAGCCAACGGACAGGAAAAUGGCCACGUGAAAGUGAACGGAGACUCAUCUCCUGCGGCCGCCGAGGGGAAAGAGGAGGUUCAGGCCAAUGGCAGUGCGGCAGCCGAGGAGGCUCCGAAAGAGGAGGGAGAGAAGGCAGAGACAGCUACCGCUGAAAAGGAGGCUGCGGAUGGAGACAAGGCGAGCGUUGAUGCUCCUGCUGAAGGCGAGGCUGUGAAAGCUGAGGAGGGUGCCGCUCCCUCCACAAGCAAUGAGACACCUAAGAAGAAGAAGAAGCGCUUCUCUUUUAAGAAGUCCUUCAAGUUAAGCGGCUUCUCUUUCAAGAAAACCAAGAAGGAGACCGGAGAAGGAGAUGCUGGCGAGGAGGCAGUGGUGGCAGCUGGUGAGGAGGCUAAAACUGAAGGAGCUGAAGCUGCAGAAGCUGGUGCAUCAGGAGAGGAGGCCAAACCAGCCGAGGAGACCGCACCUGCUGCAGCCAGUCCCGCAGAAGCCAAACCUGAGGAGACGGCAGAGGAGAAACCAGCAGAGGAGGCUGCCAGUCCUGCCGCAGAGGAAACCAAAGAGGAGGUGAAACCCGCAGAGCCAGUAGCAGUGGAGCCCACUCCUACUCAGAAUGAAGCACCCGUGGUGGAGGAAGCUGCACAGGAAGCAGAGUCCAGUCCAGCGGCCCCCGCUGAGUCCACUGCAGAGUAACAUACAUGAUGCAGAUCAACAGAACAAAAAAAAAUGUUAAAAAAAAAAGAUAAUCAAAGAACAUUUCCCUGUUGUGCGGUGGAGUGGCACCUGGGUAGAAGACUUUAGAGAACUUUGUCCGCAACCAGGGAUAUUUUAAAGCUUUUUUUUUUUAGGUAUUCCCUCUCCACAAAACCCACCUCACUCCACCCUUAUGGUCAUUCCUGGAGCUGAUGUGGGUGGCUAAGUUGAAUAAUACAGAAAACAAAAAUUACAUUAUCUGCCGUAUAUUUUUUGCAUCAGUAUUAACUGUUUUUGUUUCUUUUUUAUUUUUAUACAAACAGAAAAUUGUAAACUUGUUGAAAAUGUACGGAUAUGCCCAUGGAAUAAAGGGGACAGGGCUUGGGAAUGGGAGUUUUUAAAGAUUGGCACCUUGGUGCCUCCGAAUUCUACCACAGACUACCAGGGAAAAAGGGUAGUCUGAAAGCAAACGACCAACCAUUUCUAUUCACAGUUUACAACACUAAAGUCAAUUAUUUUUACUCUGAAAACAAGCCAACAUAAUUCCCAGUACUAGGUUUAGAACAGCAUUUUAAAGAUCCUAGGAAUUCUCCACUUCUCUUUAGAUGUAACAGUCAGUGAUUUCAGUAGGAAAACAAUUUGUAUAGGCUUUAUGGUUUAUUGCUGGUUCUAUGAGUUUAUUAAAAUGUAAGUAUGUAUAGGAGGGGUGUUUUAACUGUGAUUAUUGUACAAAUGAAAUCUUGAUCUCAAGAAGCACAUGCAGCUCUUCUACCACCAAGCUCGUUUUUGUAAGAUAACAGAAGUCAUCCUGAGA
Messenger RNA from Xyrauchen texanus (razorback sucker), 1863 nucleotides. Its product is annotated as myristoylated alanine-rich C-kinase substrate-like. The coding region runs from base 276 to 1049 and encodes 257 amino acids. The transcript is spliced from 2 exons. The record is from RefSeq and is a predicted model, not a curated record. Lineage: Eukaryota; Metazoa; Chordata; Actinopteri; Cypriniformes; Catostomidae. Gene Ontology annotation, molecular function: calmodulin binding; actin filament binding. Gene Ontology annotation, cellular component: plasma membrane; actin filament bundle; cytoplasm. Gene Ontology annotation, biological process: actin filament organization; central nervous system development.